CGAUCCCAUACCGGUUACCUAGGCAGUGGUGGCCGCGGAUAAAUAUAGAAUCCACUCAGAUUAUACAGCCGACCGGUUGCAGGUGCUUAGAUCGUGCUCAAAAGGUCGCGUGUUCAGCGAGUCGCACUUCGAGCGGAGCGCAUCGAUCCAAACGCCGGACAGCCUGUUUACGGCUCAUUUAUCCCAGCGGCAGGGGACGGCGCCUGCUCACAACUAAUUUAUCCCAGCGCGCCGGAGACGGCGGCACCGCGGACCAAGACUUAGCCCAGCGCGCCGGGGACGGCGGCACCGCGGACCAAGACGAGCGUCGUCAUGAACCGCGCGAAGGCCGAAAGGCAAAAGUCGAUCGACGUCGAGGCGGCGCGCGAAAUACGACAAGAGGAGGAGACGUUCCAGUCGAAAGCUAUAAAAUUAGGAUGCUGCUUCGUGGGGCUCCAGGGCUCCUACGUGACCUGGGGCUUCAUCCAGGAGAAGGUCAUGACGCAGCGCUACGACACGGGCAUGUUCCCCUCGACCGUGUUUUUGGUGUGCGCGAAUAGGACGUUGGCGUUGGUGGUGGCCGGCCUGCUGAGUUUGUACAAGUCGAACGUGCUCCGGCAGCCGGGCCCGCGCGCGCCGUUCUACCAGUUCUCGCCCUGUUCGUUUAGCAACAUCAUGUCUAGUUGGGCCCAGUACGAGUGCCUCAAAUAUGUGUCUUUUCCAACACAAACACUAUUCAAAUCCAGUAAAGUCAUCCCGGUGAUGUUGGUAGGAAAGUUCUUCCACAAGAAGAACUAUCCCCUGAUUGAGUAUAUCGAGGCCAUUGGGAUUACGGCCGGCGUGGCUCUCUUCAUGCUGACGGAAAAGGCCAAGAAGGAGCACGCUUCUGGUGUGGAAGGUGAUACCGUACUCGGUAUAUUGAUCCUCUGCGUCUACGUCUUCUGCGAUUCGUUUACGAGCCAGUGGCAGGAUAGAGUAUAUAAGACGUAUCGCGUGGACCAGUACCAGAUGAUGUUCGGGGUGAACUUCUUUUCGUUACUCUUCACGUCGAUGAAUUUAUUAUGGACGGGCGAGAUGGGUUUAUCAUUGGCAUUCCUCGCGGCGAACCCCGCUGCUUUAGCGAACGUGCUAACACUCUCACUAACGAGCGCGACGGGCCAGCUCUUCAUCUUCUACACCAUUAAAAAGUUCGGGCCGAUCGUCUUCACGAUCAUGAUGACGACGCGGCAGAUGCUGAGUUUGACCGUCAGCUGCGUCGUCUUCGGGCAUAAGUUGGGGGGCGGCGCCGUCCUCGGCACGUGUGUGGUGUUCGGCGUCCUCUUCUACCGCACGAAGCGGAAGUACGACGCCGCGGCGGCGCGGGCCUAGGUUUUUUUCAUGGGGGGCGUAAGACGACC
Pelagomonas calceolata is the source of this 1376-nucleotide messenger RNA. Lineage: Eukaryota; Pelagophyceae; Pelagomonadales; Pelagomonadaceae. The record is from the annotation of a GenBank genome assembly.